Messenger RNA from Mugil cephalus (flathead mullet), 3047 nucleotides. RefSeq names its product paired box protein Pax-6-like. NCBI's taxonomy places the organism in Eukaryota, Metazoa, Chordata, Actinopteri, Mugiliformes, Mugilidae. Gene Ontology annotation, molecular function: DNA-binding transcription factor activity, RNA polymerase II-specific; RNA polymerase II cis-regulatory region sequence-specific DNA binding. The record is from RefSeq and is a predicted model, not a curated record. Gene Ontology annotation, biological process: anatomical structure development; regulation of transcription by RNA polymerase II. The coding region runs from base 585 to 1886 and encodes 433 amino acids. The transcript has 11 exons.
UAUUGAACAUCACUUCUUGGGGGUCUAAACAGUGUCCCCUAGUUGACGUCACCACAUACAGAUUAGAUUCAGAUUCAGCUAGACCACGUUUUUAAGUGUUAGCUUAAGGUGUGUUUAUAUCAGAUUAUAUCAAAAUUAACCAAACUAAACACAAGCAGAGUUGGUUGAAAAACAUGAUGUGCUAUCCUAUCCUGGAAAUUGAAUAGCCAAUAAAGAACAUUAAAUCUACAAGGGAAGUGGGGAAGAGUGAUCAGGAUAUACACACAAACACAUAAGUACACACACAAAUACGCACAUACACACACACCCUUUCAUAUUAACACGCACACACUUUCCUCUCUCACUCAUGAACAAAGUCUUGGCUCUUGCCAUUCAAACUCUCCAUUCACUCCCCUCCACUCUUGGUCCCCAUUUUCUCUCUCUCUGCCUCUCAACCCUCCCACUUGUUCUCGUCAACUCCUCAGAGGACCAGCUCUGUCUCUCUGCAAUUGCCUCUUCAGUCGAGGAGAAACUAAUUGAAGGAGAGAAUAGAAGAAAGGAGCUGUUGGAAAACUAAACGAGCCAAAACGUAACGUAUCCAUAGCAUGCCACAGAAAGAUUACAGGAGUCAAACAAGCUGGGAGACUGACGUUGCCUCCAUGAUGCAAAACAGUCACAGUGGAGUGAACCAGCUGGGAGGUGUGUUUGUGAAUGGGAGACCUUUACCUGAUUCUACUAGGCAGAAGAUAGUGGAGCUAGCACACAGUGGAGCUAGACCAUGUGACAUAUCCAGAAUACUACAGGUGUCUAAUGGCUGCGUCAGUAAGAUCUUGGGUCGGUAUUAUGAGACAGGGUCAAUCCGUCCACGUGCCAUAGGAGGCAGUAAACCAAGGGUGGCCACUACAGAAGUGGUGGGAAGGAUUGCUCAGUUCAAGCAUGAAUGUCCAUCCAUUUUUGCCUGGGAGAUCAGAGACAGACUGCUGGCAGAGGGAGUCUGUACCAACGAGAAUAUACCCAGUGUUUCGUCAAUAAAUCGAGUGCUCAGAAAUUUGACCAGUGACAAGCAGCAAAUGGGCACAGUAGGAACUGAAGGGAUGUUUGACAAACUCAAGAUGAUCGAUGCACAUGUCACCUGGGGAGGACGCUCAGGGUGGUAUGCUGGGACCACUCUCUCUACUACUGAGUGUUCACAGACAGAAGGAGGGGAGAACACCAUAUCUAUUAGUUCCAAUUGUGAAGAUUCAGAAGAGACUGAGUUGAGGCUUCAGCUGAAAAGGAAACUGCAGCGAAACCGCACAUCCUUUACACAGGAUCAAAUAGAAGCACUGGAAAAAGAGUUUGAAAGGACUCACUAUCCAGAUGUGUUUGCCCGAGAACGACUUGCCAACAAAAUAGACCUUCCAGAGGCAAGAAUACAGGUUUGGUUUUCCAACAGACGAGCAAAGUGGAGAAGGGAGGAGAAGCUGAGAAAUCAGCGUCAUCAGGUGUCCACCACCUCCAACCAUAUUCCCAUUAGCAGUAGCUUCAAUACCAGUGUUUACCAGCCUCUACCACAACCUGCUACUCCAGUGUGCUUUCCAUCAGGAUCAAUCUUGACAAGGUCAGAUCAAGGUCUGUCCAGCAGUUAUAGCCUACCAGCAAUGCCCUGCUUUAGUAUGGCUACCAGCCUGCCUAUGCAAGCUUCAAACCAGACCUCUUAUUCCUGCAUGGUGCCCACCAGCUCCACUCUAAAUAGAAGAACCUAUGAGGCAUACACUGCUCCACACAUGCAGCCACUCAUGAGCAGCCAAUCAAUGUCAUCCUCUGCAACCUCAUCAACAGGUCUGAUUUCCCCUGGUGUUUCAGUUCCAGUCCAAGUUCCAGGGAAUCAAGCAGACAUGUCUCAAUACUGGCCACGCAUACAGUAGUCAUAUCUUUUGGCAAUCAUUCAUCCCUACAGUUAUCAUCAGCAGUGACUACAGCAACAGGGCUGUAUGAAUCACUAUUCACAUCUUGAAUGUCAAAAAGGAUCCCUCAUUGAUGAAAAAUGCUGCACCUCAGCAAAUACAUGUGAAGCAAUUGUUGUUAUUGAUGCUUGUGAGGAAAUAUCUGAACCAAAGUCUGGAAAUAACCAGGACACCGCAAAUUUGAAGGGUCUUCUGGAUUGUAAAGAUUUCAUUAUUACUGUAUACCAGUAAAAGUGCAAAUUCUUUGCAGAUUGCCAAGAAUGAAAAGUUCUAGGCCCAACUCAGGAAGCAGAAAAAAAAGUGGACAAACCCUGUAUGUUCCAGACAGAAAUAAAUUGCUCACUAUCCAUGUGGGCACUUGGUGGAAAUUCUUAUUGCAUGCAUCCAUUUUAAGAUGGUUAAUUAAGACCAUACUGGUGUAAGUGCAAAUUAACUUUUGGGAUUUUUCAUAAUCUGAUUUCAAAUGUGUGGCCUGGAAUGUGUAUAGAAUUUGAGACUGUGGGUUCUAUUGAUGUGUAUUUGGUAUUGUACAAUUUCUGACAUGGAUGUAAACUACUAAAUGACAUGGAUUCUGAUUUUGAACUUAAAACUAACUCUGUUUUGGAGUGGGGAAGUUUGUUUCAAUGCCAGCUCCAAUGUCCAGAAAACCAACCAUGGAAGCUUGGAACCAGAACAAAUGUGCAUGAAAUAUCAACAUUAGUAUGUGCCUGUGACUUUGUUUGCAAUUUCAAAGUGUAAAGGUUUUUGUCUGCUCAAGUGAUCUGGGAAGACUUUUAUAAUAAAUCACUUUCAAAUAUAUUCCUGUCAUGUUUUUACACACCAGUCACACAGUGAGAUGGAUUUGGAGCUACUGAGAGACAAGUUAGUUUUUUUUUUUUCUUUUUCUUUAAUAUCUGGGAAUAAGACCUGCUCAAACUUUAUAUUUAUAAAGCUCUGCUUUAUACUGCAACAUAAUUGUGAUCCCUAUAAUGAUUGACCAAUACCACUGUGGUUGAGCUGAGGUACAACUUCAAAUCUCCAAUCAACUAAAAGGAGACAAAUAACCUUCUAUGAGUUUGGCUAUGCAUAACUUCCAUAGUAUGUUGAACCCAUGUUAGACACAUUUGUAUAAAACAUAUGUAA